Messenger RNA from Hyposmocoma kahamanoa, 1727 nucleotides. Its product is annotated as extensin-2-like. NCBI's taxonomy places the organism in Eukaryota, Metazoa, Arthropoda, Insecta, Lepidoptera, Cosmopterigidae. The transcript has 3 exons. The coding region runs from base 243 to 1565 and encodes 440 amino acids. The record is from RefSeq and is a predicted model, not a curated record.
ACCGCCAAUACGCGCGACCACUUACAUACCGGGCACCCGGCUGAACGCAUUCAUACUCUUGCCUCUAUUAAAAAAAGAGUUCCUGCACUUGCGUGGAUGGACGUGGCUUUCGACGGAAAUUGUGACAAGUAGAGAUGUGGACAUUGUGACAAUACGGAGUAGUGCAGUGACAAUAGAGCAUUAGACAUUAAAAUCAAUGGACAAGUGUUAUAUGUGAUCGAGCAUACAGUGUUACAAUCAUCAUGUUGCUGCUUAAGGUCGCACCUGUUUUCCUGCUCGUUUUUACCGUGGUUGCCGACAAAAAAAUCGAACUACAGGACAUUGAAGACGACAACUUGAAAAGCGAAAAGGAAAAGGACAUCGAUAAGUCAGAGCCGCGUUCGCAAAGUUCUGGUUCAGGAACGGCGCCAGGAUUGCUUCCGCUGGAAUUCUUUAAAAACGGACUUAUUCGAUACUUUGAUACUCCAACACAAGCACCGCAGCAACCACGUUUUGUUCAUCAGUACGCAGUUACGGAACCCCCGGAAAGGCCGCCACCAGUGUCGCCAAAGCCUCAGUACGGACCGCCUCCCGCGCAGCAAGCGAUGGUUGGGUACUUAUCAAACGUUCCAAUGCAGAUAUAUCUAGUCCCCCAGUAUUACAGUGAAACUUCAGAGCAAGCGGCCAGUCACCAGCCAGCCGUGCAGUACUCCGCACCGGCGCCGCGUGUCCCAGCCUAUCACGUUCCUGAGUCCGUGCAAGCACACGCCAACUACGUGGAAGUUCCAACAUAUGUAACACCAACAGGCAAAACGUAUGUCCAGCAAUAUCAACCACCAGUAGCCUAUGUCACUUACAGUCAACCGACAAUUGCUCCUGUACAGUCCACUGUCGGUCCAGUGGUCUAUCAAAUGCCAGUAGUUCAAUAUCCUACAGCUUUAGUUGCGCCACCAGUCAUAUCCAAGGGCUACUAUCAGCAGUACACUGACACAAAUGCUGUAGACGAUGUACAGGAUGAAGCCGAAAGUCCAAAGCAAUACGUAACACAAACCGAAGUGCCUUAUACUAAACCUACAGCGCCCGAGUACCCACGUUAUUACAACUCUCGAGCACCAAUUAGGGAAGAAUACAGGCAUACUAGCAUAUCUGAACUACCGCCUCCGAACCCCUUGCUGUUGAAAAGUCCUCCUCCACAUCUAGCUCAUCUCCCAAAAGCUUUGCCCUUCUUCAGUAGGCCCUUGACAAGGCCAGUGUACGCUUCGGGUGGUAACUUUAUUUCGAGUGCCUACACUCCUAAGACGAGCGAAACGUACGGCACUCCCUUUAAAAGGCGUCCAUCAUCUCUAUUGGAUUCCUAUGUGCCGUCUAGUGUUCAGGUAGACUAUUUAAAAAAAGGAUACGCUAAGGAUCCCUUGGCAGCGUAUGAGGCUUUAUCAACAGGUAGGCAUUUUUCGCAUACGCCGAUAAUUCCGAGACAAUAUGAACGAGGCUUUUUGCCGAACCAAAUGUAUCAUACUGCUGGCGGAGGCAUAACUUACGGUCACUACAAACGGACGCCGAAGGAGGAGAAGGUCUCUAAGAAAUAAACAAUUGAAAGUCGACUUUACUUUAAGAGAAUGUGACUGCUUAGUGUGAUUGUAUAGUACAAAAAGAUGGCGUAUAACAUAAAACUUUGUUGGUUGGGUAGUAAGUUUGUACAACGAAUGUAAAAUAAGAACUAAUUUAUUAAGAUUAUUACUAAUCAUGUA